AUGCCGCAGAGCUCUCUACAAGACACCACAGCAGUAGCAGCAGGUUCAGCGGAAGCGGUGGUGGGGGAGGGGAGCGGUAUGGCAGGGCUGUACCGGGCUCAAUCCUCCGAUCCGGCUAGUCUGAACACGAGUUGGUUGGCCAAGGAGUUUCUGAGAAGCAGCACGUGUCAUACCGAGCCCAAGGCGCUUUCUCUGGCGCUUAUGGGUGGAGGAAGGGGGUUGAAGGGUGGAGGGAGAGGGGCUGUGGGUGUGGAGUCUGGGAGGGGAACGGCGGUGGGGAAAGGCAGGGGGAAAGGUCAGGGAAAGCGUGCCGGAGGGCGAUUUGAUAGUGGUGCUGGUGAGGGCUGCGGCGGUGGUGGUGGUGCUGCUGCUGCCGCUGGUGGUAUCGGUGUUGGGUUAAUUGGUGAGCGGGCAUGUAAAGAUGCAGCUAGAGAUUUAUCCAGGGAUGAGGGUUACCCGCCUAGGCUUUCCCACGGCAGCAGCAGGAGGCGUGGUCUCGGCAAGUCAGUAUCUGCGCCCAAGGCCAGCAUUGACGCCUACCCGGUCCCUCAGCAGCCGUUCUCUCCUGCGUCGGUUGCUGAUUCCAUGGUGGCAGUCGCGUCUGCCGGCUCUGCUGCCUCCUCCCCGUCCACUUUUGAGGCGCCUCAGAAGGCGCCCAAGGCCAGCAUUCACGCGUAUCCAGUCCCGCAGCCGCUUUCUCCUGCGUCGGUUGCUGAUUCCAUGGUCGCAGUGGCGUCUGCCGGCUCUGCUGCCUCCUCCCCGUCCACUUUUGAGGCGCCUCAGAAGGCGCCCAAGGCCAGCAUUCACGCGUAUCCAGUCCCGCAGCCGCUUUCUCCUGCGUCGGUUGCUGAUUCCAUGGUCGCAGUGGCGUCUGCCGGCUCUGCUGCUUCCUCCCCGUCCACCUCUGCUGCAGCGGUAGCGGCAGGAGGAGGAGUGCCAGGAGUGUUAAGGCUGGGUGGAGGUGCUGCUCUUCUCUCCCCCACAACGGGAGCACCCACAGCAGUGGUGACAGCAGCAGCGGCGGCCAUGUCUAGCCGGCUUGCCAGAGCAGUGCUCGAGGCAUCGAAUGGCGGCCCGCUCACAGGGAGAGCUGUCUCUGCGUCCCGCGCGUUGCUAGAAGCUGCUGUUUCCAAAUCCCUCUUGGAGACUGGUUCCCUACCCAUGCCCAUGGCCAUGCCCAUUCCCUUGUCUCCUUCCUCCCCCUCGUCCUCUGCUCCUUCUCCUUCUGCUCCUUCCCCAUCCGCUCCUUCCCCGUCUGCUCGUUCCCCCUCUGCUUUCUCUCCGUCUGCUCCUUCUCCAUCCGCCAAUUCCCCUUCCGCUAGGAAACCCAGUUUCAGAAGCAGAGCCAGGGCUUUGGGGCAGUCUGCAGGGGUGGCAGAGGCAGGAGGGGCAUCGAAACCAGGUGUUUCUCCAGGGGCGUCGUUUGGGUCGGGGAGACAGAACCCGUUUGGAGGUAGAGGGGGGCAGUUGCUGUGUGUUGAGAUAGGUGAGGGAGGCGUGGUGCGCGUGGUGGGUGGCGGCAUGGGGGAGAAGGGUCAGAAGAGUGGAGGGCAGGUGGGGCGAGGAAGGAAACGUGGUGGUGAUGAGGAGGAGGAUGAGGAGGAGGAGGAGGAGGAGGAGGAGGAGGAGGGGGAGGAGGAGGAGGAGGAGGAGGAGGAUGAGGAGGAGGAGGAAGAGGGGGAUGGGAGGACCAGGGGUGGCAAGCCAUUUGUUCCCGAGGAAGGGGAUGAUGAUGAGCGAAGCAUUGGGGCGAAAGGCGGGAGGGUUGGGAGUUUGGAGCGAGGUUGGAGCCUUGACAGGAGAGGGAGAGGCGGCGGGGGGAUAGGGGGUGGUGGUCGGAGAGGUGAGGGGGGGAGAGGGGAGGGGAGGAGCUCUAGUUUGGAGAGAGAGGAUGGGGGUGUGGGCGGGGGGGUGGGUGGGAUUGGGAGUGGGCGGAGGGGGAGAGUGGUGGGACGGUUGAAGGCGGUUGGGGAGGAUGCGGAGGAAGGGGAGGGUGGUGAUGGCAGUGCAGUCACGGGGGGGAGUGAGAAGGGAGGUGUAAGGGAGGAGGGAGGUGGAACGGAGGAGGGUUUGGGUGGUAGAGAAGAGGGAAGGGUGCGGAGGGAUGGCUGUGGGAACAAGGAGAGGGACGGAGACGAGAGUGGGAACGCGAGCGAGAAUGAGAGUGGGCUUGAGAGUGGGAAGGAGAUCGAGAAGGAGAGUGUGAAGGGGCUUCGCAGGAGGAGUAUGGAAAGAAGAGGGGCAGAGGGCAAUGGAGGGACGGGGCCGCAGGAGGAAAAUAAUGAUGGGGAUGGGGAGCGCGUGGGGAGGAGGAGACGGAGGGUGCAGUUUAAGGAGAUGAGCUCUGGUGAUCGAUGGUCGUUUCCUCGCAGUGAGACCCAGGACGAGGAGGACUAUGGAGUUUGUGAAGAUGAUUUUAACGAGUAUGAGGAUGGAGAUGAGGACGAGGAGGACGGGGAGGAAUUGGAAGGGGAAAAUUUUGAUGUGUUAACAGGAAGCACAGAGAGUGAGGGGUAUGAGGAUGAAGAGGAGGACAUUACAGAGGAGGAGGAGGAGAUGGAGGAGAAGGAGGAGAAGAAGGAGAAGAAGGAGAAGGAGGAGAAGAAGGAAAUAGAGGAGAAGGAAGGGGCAGAGGAAGAAUUGGAGGAGAGGUUUGCAGUUGGCAGCUGCGAGAUAGGAAGGGCUAUAAAGGAGGCAGAGAGGCAGCCAGCAGGGGAACAGGCAGCAGCACGGAAAGUAACCAGGGAGCAGUGGCUGGCCGUGGUGGAAGAGAGGAGGCGGCGGCUGAGAGAAGCGGGUGAGCUUGGAGGGGUAAAGCAGGAGGAGCGGAAUGUGGAGUGUGGUGGAGGGAAUGGGGGUGGAGAGGAGGAGUUGGUGGUAUUGUUGGAAGUGGGGAAGGAGGUGGUAGUGGGUAGGGUGGAGAAGAGUGCACGGGAGAGUGUAGGAGGGGCGAGUGGGGGGGGUGUGAGUGUGGUGGGGAAGAGUGUGGGGACGCGUGUGCGGAAGAAUGUGGUGAAAGGGAUAGGAGGAAGGGAGCUGGUGAGGAGUGAUGAUGAGGAGGAGAAGGAGGAGGAGGAGGAGGAGGAGGGGGAGAAGAGGAAGGAGGGGGAGAAGGAGGAGGAGAAGGAGGGGGAGAAGGAGAAGAAGGAAAAGGAAGAGAAGGAGGGGGAGGAGGACGAGGAGAGCGAGGUACAAGAGAGGGAAGAAUUGGGGGGAGGGAAGGCUGUGGGACGAGCAGUGAGGGAUGGAUUCGAUAAUGGGUGUGCGGAUGAUGUUGUUCCGUUUGUAGCAACGGAGGGAGGAGAGGAGGGACAAGAGAGCACGGUGGUGAAUGAUGGGUUGGAGGGCUGGCAGGAUGGCAAGGAGUUAGGAGAUGGAUUUGGAGGAAGCAAGGACGGGGAUUCUGGUGCUGGUGCUGGUGCUGCUGCUGGUGCUGGUGCUGGUGCUGGUGCUGGUGCUGCUGUGCAGGCAUGGCAGCAGUCGGAUGUGUCUAGUGAGGGGACGGAUGAGGAUGAGAAUAAGGUUGAGGUGAUUUUUUUCAGGAGAGAAGAUGGGGAGGAGAGUGAGGAGCGAGAGGAGGAGUGUGAGGAAGAAGGGGAGGAUGAUUGGUCUGAUGAGGAGGAGGAGGGGGGUGAGGUGGGAGCUGAGGGAGAGGGAGGAGAGGAUGGACUGGGAGAAGGGACGGGAGAGGGAGAGGGAGAGGGAGAGGGAGGAGAGGAUGGAGUGGGAGAAGAGGAAGUGGUGGGAGACGGUGGGGCUGUGAUGGAGGGGGGUGAAAAGGAGGGCCAGGAAGGCCAGAGUCAGAGUACUUUCAAGGAGAAUGGGCCAGUGGAAAGAACUAGUUCUGACACGUCUCAGAGCACGGAAGCUGCAGCAAGGGAUGGGACGAGAGGGAAGGGUGUGCGGCAGGAGGUGUGUGUUGAGAUUUGUCAGAAGUCGCAGCAGGUGGGUGGUGAGGAGGGGAGUGGUGGUGGGAGCAGUGGGGAGAGCGGUGGGGAGGGCAGUGGGGAGAAUUCUCUGCGGCAGGACACACUGAGGCGGCGCGCGGUUGAGACGUGGCGGCGGGUGCAGCAGCAGGAGAGCGAGAAAGCUAUGCUGGCAGCAGAAGGGGGGUUGCGACGGCGGAGUGAGGAGGGCACGGGGGGAGAUGGCAGCAACGGGGAGGAAAGCAAGGGGGAGGAAGGCCGCGGCGGGCCGAGAAUGGUGUUUGGAGCGCUGCUGAAAAGCAGUGAGCCUGGGAGUCUAGUUCUAUGUGGGCGGUCCGUAUCCAUGCCCAAGAACCUUGAUCUGGAGCACGCAAGCCAGCCUCACCACAUGCAAUUCCAGUUGGUCGAGCUGCAGCUGGCUACGGGCUCUUUUGACGCGGCGAAUCUGCUGGGUGAGGGGGCGUGUGGGCGUGUGUACCGGGGCGUGCUGCCCCUGCAGCCUCGCCGCCAGGUGGCUGUUAAGCUGCUGCGCCGCGCCGACAGGAGCGUUGCUGCUGCUGCUGCUGCUGCUGCUGCUGCUGCUGCUGCUGCUGCUGCUGCUGCCGCCGCUGCUUCUGCUGCUUCUGCUGCUUCUGGUGUUGCUGGUGGUGCCACUGGUGGUGGUGGUGGUUGUGACGGCGCUGCUGGCGCUGCUCCUGCUGCUAUGGACACAGAUGCAGGGUUCAAGUGGGAGGUGGAGAAACUGGCACGGCUGGAGCACAGAAACCUGGUGAGGGUGCUGGGGUGCUGUGUGACUCCAUCCAAGCGCAUGCUAGUGCGCCACUACCUGCCACAUGGCUCCUUGCACGACCACUUGCACGGGCAUGCACAGACGCCGCCACAAUCGCAUGCACCGAUGAAUCCGCAGCGCCUGUCAUGGGAGCAGCGGCUCAGGGUAGCGCUGGGCACAGCAAGGGCCGUGCGCCACCUUCACUCCCAGAGGCCACAGGUACUGCAUGGCAACAUCAGGUCGUCCAACAUUCUCCUCACAGGCAUGCUUGAUGCCAAGCUCGCUGAUUUCGGCUGCACAUCGCUGUGCCAUGGUGUAGCUGCUGCUGCAGCGGCUGCUCAUGGCACGUGCGGUGAUGUGUACGCAGCACCAGAGCUGCUGCGAGGGGAGACCAGUGCUGCUUCGGAUGCCUACAGCUUCGGAGUCGUGCUGCUGGAGUUGCUAUCGGGGCGGCCGCCAGUGGUUGAGGGCACCUGCACACUAGUGCUCUGGGCCCAAGGAGCACUGAAGAAGCGCCAAUGGCAGGACCUAGUGGAUCCCUCCCUCCUCGACCCACUGUCGCACACAACCUCCUCUCCCCAUCCUCCUGCUCUUGCUGCUUCUGCUCCUGCUGCUGCUCCUCCUCUUAAUGUUGCUACUGCUACUGCUUCUUCUACUCUUCCUCCUCCGCCUCCUCCUCCUGCUGCUGCGGCUGCUGCUGCUCCACUUGCUGCCCAUCGUGUUCCGUCUUUCCUCUCUGUCUUGCGCCUAGCUGCCGCAUGUCUUGAUGCAAAUCCUGUUGCACGCCCGCCAUUCGAAGCCCUUGCUCACUCUCUGCAGAAGAUUCUCAAAGUUGAACGAGAGGCAAUAGAGGCAGCAGGGGCGAGCAAUGGGUCACUUCCAUAUAAACUUGAUGAGAAUGCUAAUAAGGAGGCCAGCACAGGAGCAAUAGCUAAUAAAAAUGCUCCGGGUUUAGGAACUACAGCAAUGGGAGAUGCUCGUACAGGAACCAUGACCCCACAAACCGAGCUCAUUCCAUAA
This is a messenger RNA of Closterium sp. Yama58-4, 5715 nucleotides long. Lineage: Eukaryota; Viridiplantae; Streptophyta; Zygnematophyceae; Desmidiales; Closteriaceae. The record is from the annotation of a GenBank genome assembly.